CAACUGCGAGCUUGCCCGGUGCGGCAACCCCAUAACGAUGGUGAAACCCCAUUGAGAUUGUAGAGCGGCAUUUGUGUCUUCGGAAGGUGUCUGGCUUUGCCUUUGCAGCGGCCAGCCAUCGAAUAUGUGGCCAGGACACGAUUUCCGGAGACCGUCCGAUGGUGAAUACAGACGAGCCUAAAGGGAGGAAAACGUGCUUUUGCAAUGCAGGGAGGUCUGUGAGUUGGAUGGGAGGGAGUACGUACUCUUCGCGGCUUCGUUGCCAGAGAGAAGAAGGAGGGAGUCACAUCGUGAGCUGCCAGGAAAGAAACAACAGACGGCGGAACUUGCCGUUGUCCGUUGCAGGGGUCAACCGCCGCCAGGGAACCCUUAAUGUGACCACGAGGGAAAGCAGCUAGCCCUAAAGGGUGAGAGGCUGUUGACAAACGAGCAGA
Molecule: messenger RNA, 434 nt
Organism: Baudoinia panamericana UAMH 10762
Lineage: Eukaryota; Fungi; Ascomycota; Dothideomycetes; Mycosphaerellales; Teratosphaeriaceae
Exons: 1
Coding region: 159-398 (79 amino acids)
Source: RefSeq, a predicted model, not a curated record